GGAGGCGUCCAGUCCAAGCUGUUUGACACAGCUUUAAAUAGUGUGAGCGAGCUUUUUCUAACUCCCCCACAGCUCCACUCUGUCGGGAGUUUCCUCUAAAAGGACCCAUUGGGCGUGUCGGCGGAAUAACUGCUGUUGCGCUGCUUGCCAGCUUCAGUGCGCUGAGAGAGAGGCGGAGAGACGCAACCAGCCAGGGAUAUUACUGGAAAUCCGUGUCUUAGACAGAGCCGCUAUUGUGAGCCUUAUUAUCACACGGGGAGAGUCCUCCGUUAUAUUGGACUGUAUGCGGGUUAGUGGUAUACUGCGCCGAAGAGAAGGUGCCAGGUGAAUGGUGUAUUGGAGUUAUUGAAAGCAGCUUUUUCUUGAUUUGGAGAAUACGGGAAUUGUUCGUGUUUUUUGCUGAAAAGGGCUGGUGGGGGUGCGGCUGACUCUUCAGCGCUGUGGUUUUUGGGCGCACGGGGAUUUCUGCAGUCAUGCAGGCAAGCUGCCGACUUCUGCUGCUGGGUAUUUGCAUUGUCGCAGCCUGGGAUCAGGUGGCGUGUUCAAAUUCUUCAGGUAGAAAUGAGUGUGCUGAUCCCGUAGCCGUGUGUCCUGAAAAUUCAACGUGCUUCGAUACACUGGAGAGUUUCUACUGUCAGUGCGUGCCAGGGUACAGAUCAACAGGGAAACACAAUUUUACAGAUACAGAUAAAGACACAUUCUGUAAAGAAAUAAAUGAGUGUAGAGAUAACAGCACCCUCUGUGGCCAGAACGCUUGGUGUCAAAACACAAUUGGAAACUACAGCUGCUCCUGCAAGGCAGGCUUCAGGUCCAGUUCUGGGCAGGAGAACUUCAUGGCCGGACAAAGCAACUGUACAGAUAUAAAUGAGUGUGAAGAGAACAGCGCCCUCUGUGGCCGGAAUGCUUGGUGUCGGAACACAAUUGGAAGCUACAGCUGCUCCUGCAAGGCAGGCUUCAGGUCCAGUUCUGGGCAGGAGAACUUCACGGCCGGACAAAGCAACUGUACAGAUACCGAUGAGUGUGUGUCUGCUUGUGGUCAGAAUGGAACCUGCAUUAACACUGAAGGCAGCUUCAAUUGUACCUGUUUCCAAGGGUUCAGUUACCGUAAGAACGUAAGCAUGUGUGAAGACAUUGACGAGUGCUCAGAAACACCCCAUAUCUGUUCUCCUGUUAAUUGUACCAACAAGAUGGGGGGCUACCAGUGCCUGUGCGAAACUGGAACCUUCCCCAGUACUGGAAUCAAAUGGGUCCCCAAUUUCUCAAAGUGCAUUGAGCUGAGUUGUUCUGAAGGCCCUGCUGAAAAUGAGUCAUCAGCUCCCUUGGGAAAAAUCCAGAGAAUACUGAGAGAAACGUGUUUACAGCAAAGUGACCAGGGAUCCCCUGAUGGCAAACAAUUUUUACAGGAUCUUCUCAGGAUCACUGACCUGCUGCUCGCUGGUCCUCUGCACAAGGCCAAGAUCUCCAAGUUCUUUCAGAUUGUGGAGGACGCGGUCAUGAGGGCCGCGUUGUUGCUGGAUAAAGAACAAACCCAAAUAAACGGAACAGCGUUAGGAGUAGAGAUCCGGCUUUCCCGCUUCACUGCGUCACCCCAAGGUCCAGUCACCCUGGGGUCAGGAAACGUGACUCUGAGCACUGACUGGAGCACAGUGGCAGGGGAGAACAGCUCAGGCUUUGCCGCGUCCGCUCUCAUCUCCUAUUACAACCUGGAGAAAUCCCUGAACCACUCCUUCGAUGAAGACGCCCUGGCGCGAGAGAACCACACCCUCACCUCCGUGCAGCUCAACUCCAAGGUCGUGAGCGCAGCAAUCAGCAACGCCGUGCCAGAGCGGCUCUCCAUCCCUGUGGACUUCACCUUCUCACACCUGCAGCUGAACGACAGCAGCCACGCAGCCGUGUGUGUUUACUGGAAGAACGACAGCUCUGGAGGCUCCUGGUCCAAAGACGGCUGUGAAACUGUCGGUGCCAAUCGGACCCACACCGUUUGCCGCUGCUACCACCUGAGCAGCUUCGCCGUGCUCAUGGCUCUGUACGAGAUCCAGGACACAUUUGAGCUGCAGCUGAUCACCUGGGUGGGGCUGGGUCUGUCUCUGAUCUGCCUGAUCCUCAGCAUCCUGACCUUCAGCUGCUGCCGCUCUGUCAAGGGAACUCGCAGCACCAUUCACCUGCACCUGUGCAUCAGCCUCUUCAUAGCAGACCUGGUUUUCCUGGCAGGAAUCAGCAGCACCAGCAACAAGGGGGGCUGUGCUCUGGUUGCUGGCCUGCUUCACUUCUUCUUCCUGGCUGUGUUCACCUGGAUGUGUCUGGAGGGGAUCCAGCUGUACCGCAUGGUGGUGACGGUGUUCAACGCCACGCUGCCCCGACGCUACAUGUUCUUGUUCGGCUACGGCAUCCCUGCGCUCAUCGUGGGCAUCUCUGCGGCAGCAAACAGACAGGGAUACGGCACAGAGCGCUACUGCUGGCUAUCUCUUGAUAAUGGUUUCAUAUGGAGCUUCUUUGGCCCAGUCUGUGUGAUUAUACUGUUUAACAUCUUGUUUUUCGUGAUCACGAUUUGGAAACUAGCUGAGAAGUUCAGCAGUGUGAACCCUGACCUGUCGACCCUGAAGAAAAUCCAGGUGUUCACCAGCACUGCAGUGGCUCAGCUCUGUAUCCUGGGUCUCAUGUGGAUAUUUGGCUGCUUCCAGUUUGACUCGCGCAGCCUCGCCAUGUCCUACAUCUUCACUGUGCUCAACAGCUUCCAGGGAGUCUUCAUCUUCAUCAUGCACUGCCUGCUCUGCAAACAGGUCCGGGAUGACUACAGGAACCUGCUCUCCACUGUGUGCAGCUCCAAGAAGUACUCUGAGUUCAGCAGCACCAGCCAGUCUGCCAGCUCACAGGGGAUGAAGAGCCAGCAAGACACGGGGGAGUCCCAGAUGUAGAGGCUUCAGUUCCUGAGACGACUGUCUGCUGCUUCGCUCUGCUGUGAACACAAGAGGGCGCUAAAGCCACCUCUUUACAGAUGCUGCUGGGAUUACCCAAGGACGCUUUCCUGUCGCUGCUGACGCCCCUGGCCCCUAGGGGGCAACCUCGUCUCUCCUCUUGUCAUUUGGAAUGCUGUGAUGCUGGAUUCGACCAGGACUGGAGAUUGAAGCUGGUUUGCUUCCACAGGACUGGUUUAUCAUGGAUUCGUGGGGCUGCAGCAGAUUCGCACACACAGUUGCUUGACUCCGCUGUUUGUGUACUUUUUUUUUUUUUAAAAGGGGAAGAGAAAAAAAAAACCCCAAAAGCUUUGCACAUUUUUUUCUGGUUAUUACUUUUUAUAUUUUUACACUUCCAUAAAAAGCUAUGUUUUUCAGAGCUGUAUUAUACAUUCAUUUUUUUAUUUUUUUAAAUUUUAUAUAACACAGUGUUCUUAUGCUUCAGUUUGCUGUGGCUGCGAGGGCCUGUCUGAGUGACUGUGUGAAGCUGGUAAAGUUAAACUGGAUCCACCCUACAGUGUGUUCCACAGACAGCAGCUUUAUCCUACUAGAAUAAUGAAUUAUUCACAUGGUACUGAAUGGACUGGACCGGACUCUGUACAAGGUAGUUCAUGUGUUCUCUUUGCAGGUGACACCGGAAUCUCAAGCUGUGUAUUAGUCCUAAAAAUAGACUUUCUUUGACCUUCUUUCAUUUCAGUAAUUAGGGCCGUAUAUUUCAAACACAGCAACAUAGAAACGCGCUGCUGCGUCCCAACACCUAACCACUUCCUUUGCUGUAGGUCAGGUACACUCCAGCGGUCGAAAUGAAAUCGGAGCAUGUGUGAAUAAGUACCAGGAUGUUGCUGAUUAUAGAUAUUUUUUUACGUGCUGUUUAGCGUUUUACAGAAAUCCUGCAUUGCCCGAAAUUAGAAAUAAAGAGAUAAGCUCAGAAGCAAAGAUUCGAAUGUGAUGCUCAUGCUGAUAGAAAGCUGGAUUGGAAAGCCUGGGUGCACAUCUUUUAGAGUAAAGGAAAGGAGGAAGCGUACUGUUUGCCUGGAAGAGUGAUACUCUUUGACCCACAGUACAGAUUCCAUGCCUUAGAUUAUCAUUACAGGACACUUCCACAGGGCUCAGCGUCAAUUAAAACAUUCUCUCCUCUGCUUGGAUAUCGUUAAGAGAAUGUGUUCUAACAGUAUUAACAAAAGCUUUGUAAAUGUGGAAUUAAUUAAAAAAUAAGGGGGCUCCCGAGUGGCGCAUCCAGUAAAGGCGCUCCACGUGGAGUGCAGGAUGCGCUCUAUAGUCAGGAUGUCGCGAGUUCGAAUCCAGGCUAUUCCUUUUGCCGACCGUGGACGGGAGCUCCCAGGGGGCGGUGCACAAUUGGCCGAGCGCCCUGGAGUGGCGGGUGGGCUUAGGUUGGCCAGGGUAUCCUUGGCUCACCGCGCACCAGCGACCCCUGUAGUCUGGCCGGGCGCCUGCCUGUAAGCUGCCCAGAGCUGCGUUGUCCUCCGACGCUGUAGCUCUGAGGCGGCUGCACGGCGAGUCCGCAGUGUGAAAAAAAGCGGUCAGCUGACGGCACACGCUUCGGAGGACAGUGUGUGUUCGCCUUCACCCUCCCGAGUCAGCGCAGGGGUGGUAGCGGUGAGCUGAGCUUAAAAAAUAAUUGGUUAAUUAUUGGUUAACUUGCAGUGUACAGACAACAGAUGUUAAUACUUUUUCACAAGGAUGAUUCUUGAACGUUUGGUUAUGACGUUCUGUUUAUUUAAAAUGUUUUCAGAUUGUAUAGGUGCUGUUAAGCUUGUUAAUAUGAUUUUUUUUUAAAUGUUUUAAUACGUGCUUGUAAGAUAUGCGCGUGUGAAUAAAAAAUAAAAACCCCUAAAUGUUCGUGAUUGUGUU
Messenger RNA from Acipenser ruthenus (sterlet), 4826 nucleotides. Its product is annotated as adhesion G protein-coupled receptor E1. NCBI's taxonomy places the organism in Eukaryota, Metazoa, Chordata, Actinopteri, Acipenseriformes, Acipenseridae. The coding region runs from base 474 to 2915 and encodes 813 amino acids. Gene Ontology annotation, molecular function: G protein-coupled receptor activity; calcium ion binding. Gene Ontology annotation, biological process: cell surface receptor signaling pathway; adenylate cyclase-activating G protein-coupled receptor signaling pathway. Gene Ontology annotation, cellular component: membrane. The record is from RefSeq and is a predicted model, not a curated record. The transcript has 20 exons.